This is a messenger RNA of Neoarius graeffei (lesser salmon catfish), 519 nucleotides long. It is a transcript of the gene snrpg, whose product is annotated as small nuclear ribonucleoprotein polypeptide G. The transcript is spliced from 4 exons. The record is from RefSeq and is a predicted model, not a curated record. Gene Ontology annotation, molecular function: RNA binding. Lineage: Eukaryota; Metazoa; Chordata; Actinopteri; Siluriformes; Ariidae. Gene Ontology annotation, cellular component: spliceosomal tri-snRNP complex; catalytic step 2 spliceosome; U12-type spliceosomal complex. The coding region runs from base 108 to 338 and encodes 76 amino acids. Gene Ontology annotation, biological process: spliceosomal snRNP assembly; mRNA splicing, via spliceosome.
UUUCCGGUUAUAGGCGCGUGUUUCCGUUUGUUUUCUUCUGCGAGACGCAUUUCUUACGAUAUUUUUUGUCUUCGUUUGCAGGGGAAAAGUAAAUAAAACAAAUAAACAUGAGUAAAGCACAUCCACCAGAGUUAAAGAAGUUUAUGGAUAAGAAGCUGUCUCUGAAGCUGAACGGUGGCCGUCAUGUUCAAGGCAUCUUACGAGGAUUUGAUCCGUUUAUGAAUCUGGUGGUGGAUGACUGCAUCGAAAUGUCUGCUGGUGGACAACAGAACUCUAUUGGCAUGGUGGUCAUAAGAGGAAACAGUAUUAUCAUGCUGGAGGCUCUUGAGAGAGUAUGAUGAUGAUGAUGACCUUCGUCUUUACCCCUUCUUAUGCGAGAGCUUGUUUUGUGACCUAAAGAACUUGGUGGAGGCCAAACUCGGGAAUGAAUGAAUGAAUGACCUACCUUUUUUUUUUUUUUUUUAUAAUGUUUAGAAAUGUUUGUGUUUUCUAAAUCAAUAAAUGGUGAAUAAUCUGUAA